GCCGCCUGCAUCCCAGCCUCCGCGCUUCCGGGAGGGAAGCUGGUGGUUGAGCAUCGUGAAAUCGGCCGGAAUAGACUGCCGGCUGACUGGCGGCUACCCACCCUGCGGUUUCGGGUGGGACCCGUCAGAAUGUCCCACGUGGAGAGCCUGGUGCUCUGUCGAGAGGCUCAGGUGUCCACCUUGCAGUCCCUGUUUGGAGAGAGACAUCAUUUCAGCUUUCCAUCUAUCUUUAUCUACGGACACACUGCCAGCGGGAAGACCUAUGUGACACAAACUCUGUUGAAGGCAUUGGAGCUCCCACAUGCCUUUGUGAACUGUGUUGAAUGCUUUACUUUGAAGCUACUUUUGGAACAAAUUCUAAACAAGUUGAGUCAUCUCAAUUCUUCAAAGGCAGAAUGUCCUACAGAAAUAACCUGUGAAACAUUUAAUGACUUUGUUCGAUUGUUUAAGCAAGUGACCAGUACUGAAAAUCUCAAGGAUCAGACUGUAUAUAUUGUUCUGGAUAAAGCUGAAUAUCUAAGAGACAUGGAAGCAAAUCUUUUGCCUGGGUUUCUUAGGUUACAAGAAUUGACUGACAGAAAUGUGACUGUUAUCUUUCUCAGUGAGAUUAUUUGGGAAAAGUUUCGUCCAAACACCGGAUGCUUUGAACCAUUUGUCUUGUAUUUCCCUGAUUAUAGCAUAGGGAACCUUCAAAAGAUCCUGUCCCACGACCAUCCUCCAGAGUACUCGGCUGACUUUUAUGCUGCCUAUAUUAAUAUUCUCCUUGGAGUUUUCUACACUGUGUGUCGAGAUCUGAAAGAGCUCAGACAUCUGGCAGUGCUUAAUUUUCCCAAAUACUGUGAACCUGUAGUUAAAGGAGAAGCAGGUGAACGUGAUACUCGCAAACUAUGGAGAAAUAUUGAGCCUCACCUGAAGAAGGCAAUGCAAACUGUUUAUCUCAGGGAGAUAUCAAGUUCCCAGUGGGAAAAGUUACAGGAAGAGGACACAGACCCAGGACAGCUAAAAGGUCUCUCGGCGUACACCCACGUGGAGCUUCCCUAUUAUUCUAAGUUUAUUCUCAUUGCUGCAUACCUUGCCUCCUAUAACCCGGCGAGAACUGACAGGAGGUUCUUCCUUAAGCAUCAUGGGAAAAUCAAGAAAACCAACUUUCUAAAGAAACAUGAGAAGACAAGCAAUCACCUCCUUGGACCCAAGCCAUUUCCCCUGGACAGAUUGUUAGCAAUACUGUAUAGCAUCGUGGACAGCAGAGUGGCUCCCACUGCAAAUAUCUUCUCCCAGAUUACUUCCCUGGUGACUCUGCAGCUGUUGACCCUGGUUGGUCAUGACGAUCAACUUGAUGGACCAAAAUACAAAUGCACAGUUUCUCUAGAUUUCAUCAGAGCCAUUGCGCGGACCGUGAACUUUGACAUAAUAAAAUACUUGUAUGAUUUCUUGUGAAAACAAACCUCAAAGCCAUAUGGACACUGUGACAAUGACUAAGCCAAGCUGUGUUCAUCCAACUACUUUGCUGGCCAGGGGAAGGAGUUCUUUGGCUCUAUUGGAUUUGUCCAAACAGGUGCUGGCCCAGCAUGGACUCUGAUGGAAAUACUCUGAUUGGUCUGGGGAGAUGUGAGCAGAAGACUCUUUACCAGGGGCCCAGGAGUAUUUGGAAGCAACGUGUUAAUUAUAAACAGCAGGGUCUGAGCACAAUCUGUUCUGCUCUUAAUGAUGUUAUCUUAACACUGAAAUUGCCUGAAGCCCAUUUACUUAGGUCUGUGUUUUGCUCUGUGAAGUAUCCCCUGUGCUCUGAAUGUGCCAGCAGUCCUUGUUUGUAUGGCCACCUUUUCACUUCCUCUCCACGGGAGCCUCUGCAGUCUCCUGCCAACGCAGAUUUCCUAAGGCCACGAUUUUCAAAGAUCAUACUUGCAAAAUAUAUGUUAUUUUUUAAAAAUCUAAGCUCUCUAUGCAUAUCUUUUUACCCUGAUUUUCUCAAACACAAGGCAGCUUGUUCAGAUAUACACACACCAGCUUUAUGUCUAAGUCUGCUUGCUGCUAACCUGACAGUGCUUGUGUAAGAAAAGCUUAUCUGCUCACUCUCAGCUAACCACCCGAACUGGCUUUAUUGUUUUCCUUCCCUCCUUCCUUUUCUCCCUCCCUCCCUCCCUCCCUCCCUCCCUCCCUCCCUCCCUCCCUCCCUCCCUCCUUCCUUUCUUUCCUUUCCCUUUUCUUUAAGUUGUUGGCUUUUGAGACCUCCACAAUAAAAUCUUUCCUCUUACAUGA
Molecule: messenger RNA, 2259 nt
Organism: Myodes glareolus (Bank vole)
Lineage: Eukaryota; Metazoa; Chordata; Mammalia; Rodentia; Cricetidae
Gene: Orc5
Product: origin recognition complex subunit 5
Biological process (GO): DNA replication initiation; DNA replication
Cellular component (GO): nuclear origin of replication recognition complex; nucleus
Molecular function (GO): DNA replication origin binding
Source: RefSeq, a predicted model, not a curated record